This is a messenger RNA of Hippocampus comes (tiger tail seahorse), 1248 nucleotides long. RefSeq names its product glutathione S-transferase A-like. Bases 128 to 856 code for a protein of 242 amino acids. Gene Ontology annotation, cellular component: mitochondrion. NCBI's taxonomy places the organism in Eukaryota, Metazoa, Chordata, Actinopteri, Syngnathiformes, Syngnathidae. Gene Ontology annotation, molecular function: maleylacetoacetate isomerase activity; glutathione transferase activity. Gene Ontology annotation, biological process: glutathione metabolic process; L-phenylalanine catabolic process. The transcript is spliced from 6 exons. The record is from RefSeq and is a predicted model, not a curated record.
UCCUCGCGUGCUCGAGACACAUUCGACCGCCAGGGGUCAGUAUCUUGUAUAACGCCGUCAUACUGGCGAAGAAUUAAACAUUGAGCAAGAAGUUAAUUUUUUUCUAGGCCAUCUCGGCAGUCAGUGUAUGUGUCCUACGCAUCAACUUUCCGAAAACAAGUCCGUCCGUCCGUCCGUCAUGGCCGCAAAGAGCAUGACACUUUUUUGGUGCUCCGGUUCAGUUCCCUGCUGGAGGGUGAUGAUAGCUCUGGAGGAGAAGAAGCUGCAAGGGUACAAGCAAAAGCUGCUCUCCUUCGAGAAGCAGGAACACAAGUCACCAGAGGUUUUGGCUAUAAACCCCAGGGGACAGCUUCCUUCUUUCAAACAUGGAGACAACAUUUUGAACGAAUCCUACGCAGCCUGUUUUUACCUGGAGAGCCAGUUCAAGAGUCAGGGGACCAAGCUGAUCCCAGACGGCCCCGCCGAACAAGCCCUCAUGUACCAGCGCAUGUUUGAGGGCCUGGCCUUCUACGACAAAUUAGGAGCCGUUAUCUACUACGAGUAUUACGUGCCUGAAGGCGAGAGACAUGCCUCCACCAUCAAGAGGAACUGCCAAACCCUCGCCGCGGAGCUGCAGCUGUGGGAGGGUUACCUGGACAAGGCGGGAUCCUACCUGGCCGGAACGUCCUUCACAUUGGCUGAUGUGAUUGUAUUCCCGAUUGUUGCUAAUCUAUUCAGAUUCGGGUUGCCAGCUGAGCGUUACCCCAAAGUGGCCGCGUACUACGCUCUGCUGAAGGAUCGACCCAGCAUCAAAGCCAGCUGGCCUCCUCACUGGCUGGAGCAACCCAAGGGAGAAGACACACUCAAAGACGUGUGAUGGUCCACGCCACCGGCAUCUGCAGCCUGUCGCGUUGAUUCGAAAAACAAAAUAUCGUUUGCACUGUUAGAACGACAUCUGAUCAAAUUUGAUUUCUGCACGAUAAGAAGGAAAGAGUUAUGCCUAUUUUGUUCAUUCAAAGGCAAUUUUUGUUCAGAUUUAAAAAAAAAAAAAAGAAAAAAAGGAUCCAAUCAAAUUAAGCACUUUAAAAUGAAUUAUUGUGCAGUCUUCAUUUUUUGCAAGUCACUGUUGAAUCCAUGACCAAACAAGAAGGUAUGACAUUGACUCCUGUCCCACCAAACUUCAAAUCGCCGCCACGCCUAGUCAGGUUUUUGUUGUGCAAACAACAGUCCUUUUUGCUGUCAUGAUGACUUGGGAGUUUUUUUUUUCUC